Messenger RNA from Boleophthalmus pectinirostris (great blue-spotted mudskipper), 828 nucleotides. It is a transcript of the gene hddc3, whose product is annotated as HD domain containing 3. The transcript is spliced from 4 exons. Gene Ontology annotation, molecular function: guanosine-3',5'-bis(diphosphate) 3'-diphosphatase activity. Bases 1 to 756 code for a protein of 251 amino acids. The record is from RefSeq and is a predicted model, not a curated record. Lineage: Eukaryota; Metazoa; Chordata; Actinopteri; Gobiiformes; Gobiidae.
AUGGUCCAGAAAUGUGAUUAUUUUAGAUUUUAUUUUAGAUUUUUAACUCAAAGUGGCUCCGAGGGGCGAAGCGCGGCGGCGGAAGUGACGCAGCAGGACGGUCUAAACACGGAAGCGUCUCGAGGCAGAGCGGCGCAGAUCGUGCAGAGACCAGAGCCGCCUCUCCACAGAGCUGACCUCACAGAGCCGGUGCUGUACAUGGAGGCCGCGGGCGGUUCGGACGCGGUUCUGCUUCUGGAGACGGUGAACUUCGCCGCAGAAAAACACCGGAACCAGCGACGCAAAGACCCGGAAGCCACGCCAUACGUCAACCACCCGAUCGGUGUUGCUCACAUCCUGAGUCAUGAGGCUGGAGUCACAGACAUUUGCGUCCUCCAGGCCGCCCUGCUCCACGACACGGUGGAGGACACGGACACGUCCCUGGCGGAGCUGGAGUCUCGAUUCGGCGCCGUCGUGUCCGGGAUCGUGGCUGAAGUGACGGACGACAAAACUCUGUCCAAAGCCGAGAGAAAACGCCUCCAGGUGGAGCACGCGCGCCACUGCAGCCCCCGAGCCAAACUCGUCAAACUCGCCGACAAACUCUACAACCUCCGAGACCUGCAGAGGACCGCUCCUGUGGGCUGGUCGGAGCAGCGCGUUCAGGAGUAUUUCGUGUGGGCUCGUGAUGUGGUGAAAGGUCUCAGAGGAACCAGCCCCAUCCUGGAGGAGAAACUGGACCAGAUGUUCACCCAACGAGGAGUCCACGAGUCAGACUGAGUGAGGAGUCCCCGAGGAGUCCCCGAGGAGUCCCCGAGGAGUCCCCGAGGAGUCCCCGAGGAGUCCACGAGG